Molecule: messenger RNA, 2711 nt
Organism: Leptopilina boulardi
Lineage: Eukaryota; Metazoa; Arthropoda; Insecta; Hymenoptera; Figitidae
Gene: Eip63E
Product: cyclin-dependent kinase 14
Exons: 7
Coding region: 530-2029 (499 amino acids)
Biological process (GO): protein phosphorylation
Cellular component (GO): nucleus; cytosol; cytoplasm
Molecular function (GO): ATP binding; cyclin binding; cyclin-dependent protein serine/threonine kinase activity
Source: RefSeq, a predicted model, not a curated record
UAUUGGGAUGGUAGCUCUAUUUUAUCAAUUUGAUGAUGACAGUAGUCCAUACAUCAUGAUUUGAUGUGUUAAGUUGUUAUAAACAGUACUUGAUUCACAGAAUUCUUUACAAUCAAUGAUGGAGAAAUUAUUUGUUGAUAUAAUGUGUUACAUGUGAGAUCAUGUGUGCUAUAGGAUGCAAUAAAGAUUCGUAAAAAUCUACUAUGCUUUAGGCCUUUCAAUAAAUGCUUGUGUUUAGCUUUGAUUUUAAUGUUUAAAAAAAAUUAUGAAGGAGCCAUGAAAAUAGUAAUUUAAAAAAUAUUUGUUUAAUUUUAAAAAUAGUUUAUGGUGCUGAAUAUAUCAAAGAAAAUGUUGGAUGUGCAAAAUUUUAAUGAAAAAAUAAGAGAUCGUGAUUUUUGUUAGAGCUUAAGGCGUCAAGGGGUUGACAGAUUCCAACGGUUUUGAACACAUUACUUACUUACAUCUAAAGUGUACAGUGCGUCACCGCCCAUAUGCGAUGUCUUCCGUCCGUAAAAACGAAUGAAUAAUCAUGUAUUGUCAAGACAAGAGCUCAGUGGCCUCUAAGAGUAAAGAGGGCGCUGUCACUAUGCGAGAUAAAAAAGGUGGUGCUCUUAGUAGGGUACAAAAAUUGAAAAAACGUCUCAGUCACAGUUUUGGAAGAUUAUCUAUAUCGAAAGAGGAAGCUGAUGAUGUUACAAAUCGAAGUCAGUUACCUUUUAAUGGAUAUUCUGAAGAAUUCCUAGAUCGAUUGGAACCAAAUGGAAACAUACCAUCUGAUAAAGGUCAUAGAUAUGAUUUUUGUUCAUCCGCAGAAUGGACUGGUGUUGGUGAUCAUGACAGAGUACAUAGACAACUUUCAGUGUCGAGUGACUCAAAAUUAUUAGACGAUGAUAUACGAGAGGAAGCAAAAGUUAUAUUACGACCACGUCGACCACCUCGUCCAAAAUCGGAAGUAUUUCUUGGUCCUGAUCCACCGAUGAGAAGAACGAAAAGAUUUUCUGCAUUUGGAGGUGAUUCGCCAUUUGGAAAAUCGGAAGCAUACAUCAAAUUAGAACAGCUUGGCGAAGGAUCAUACGCAACUGUAUUCAAGGGUUUCAGUCAUCUUACAAAUCAAGUUGUUGCUCUUAAAGAAAUUAGAUUACAAGAAGAAGAAGGUGCUCCAUUUACUGCCAUUAGAGAGGCGAGUCUAUUAAAAGAAUUAAAACAUAAUAAUAUAGUAACACUACACGAUAUAAUACAUACGCGAGAGACGCUUACAUUUGUUUUUGAAUAUGUUCACACUGAUUUGUCCCAAUAUAUGGAGAGGUAUGGAAGUGGAGGUGGAUUAGAUCCACGAAAUGUCAAGUUAUUCCUAUUUCAACUAUUGCGAGGUUUAGCUUAUUGUCAUCGAAGGCGUGUAUUACAUCGUGAUGUUAAGCCACAAAAUUUGUUAAUUAGUGAAAUAGGAGAACUAAAAUUAGCUGAUUUUGGAUUGGCGAGGGCAAAAUCUGUUCCUUCGCAUACGUAUUCACAUGAAGUGGUAACAUUGUGGUAUAGACCACCGGAUGUACUUUUAGGAUCAACUGAAUAUUCAACGUCACUUGAUAUGUGGGGUGUGGGUUGUAUAUUUGUUGAAAUGUUGACGGGAAUUCCAACAUUUCCUGGUGUUCGCUGUCCAUACGAUCAACUAGAUAAAAUAUUCAAAAUUUUAGGAACUCCAACUGAAGAUACAUGGCCAGGUGUAACACAUCUGAAGGGUUAUAAACCUAAUAGAUUAGUAUUUUAUCCAAUACGAAAAUUAGGUCUUUCCUUUCCUAGACUGUAUGAUGUAAUUGAAGGCGAUAAUAUGGCAUCAUUGUUACUUCAAUUAAAUCCAGAUCAACGAAUUGGCGCAGAAGAUGCACUACGUCAUCCAUAUUUUGACUCUCUUCCUAGAAAACUAUACGAAUUGCCAGAUGAAGUAUCGAUAUUUAGCGUUGAAGGAUGCCAUCUAUACACAGAAACACGACAAUCGUAUUCUGAUCCACGGCACACAUCUCUUAAAACUUGAGGUUUGAAAUACAUAAGUAUAGUAAGAAAUAAUUUAUCUGCUCAGUGACAGAAAAAUUUUUUCAUUAGGAAACAGAUGAAAAAGAAAGUUGUAAAACAAAGACUUAAUUACAACCACUGCGCCUUGACGAACCUAUCAUCAUACACUUUUCAAUCUAAACAAAUUUUGUUAUAAAAUUAUAAAUUAAAAUCUAAUUUUAAGUCAUACUUUUAAAAAGUUUCGAAAAAAAAAUUAGUGAAUGAUUUUUAUUUAUAACAAAACUUAGAGUAAAUUUUAAAAAAAUCUGCGGUUAUUUCAUCCAAAUAUUAGUUUUAGAUCCAUAAGAAUCAAAAAUAUUAUGUAGAAAAAAAAACAUCGUACCCUAGUUUUUAGAGACUCGUCAAUAUUGAAUCUAUUGAUAAUUAUAGACAUCAAGGCAAUUGAAUUGUUAGUAGAAAAAAAGAACAUUUCGCUUUUAGAAUUUUAAAGAAUUUUUAAAUGAAAAGCUAACAAAUUUUUUUUUACAAAAUGUUAGAACAAUAUUUAUUGAAAAUUUGUAAUAAUGUUUUUGACUUUUUUUUCGUUGAAAAAAAAGAGUCAAAAACUAAUAAUAAUUUUUGAAUAUACAUAUUUUCUUCAUUUGUUAAAAGUGCACAUUUCAUAUUGUAUUUAUAAAAAAUAAUUUACUGUGGAUAAAAGUUAA